Hevea brasiliensis (rubber tree) is the source of this 882-nucleotide messenger RNA. Its product is annotated as LEAF RUST 10 DISEASE-RESISTANCE LOCUS RECEPTOR-LIKE PROTEIN KINASE-like 2.1. NCBI's taxonomy places the organism in Eukaryota, Viridiplantae, Streptophyta, Magnoliopsida, Malpighiales, Euphorbiaceae. The transcript has a single exon. Gene Ontology annotation, molecular function: polysaccharide binding. The coding region runs from base 1 to 882 and encodes 293 amino acids. The record is from RefSeq and is a predicted model, not a curated record.
AUGGGUGCCUAUGUCUUCCUGCUGCCCCAUGUACACUUCAUCAUCACUUUCUUCUUUCUCUUAGCCUUUGUUCCAACAUCUUAUUGUGAAGAAGAUGAGUUUUAUCGAGAGUGCUACACACCAUUCCAGUGUGGACACCUGUCAAAUCUUUCUUAUCCUUUCUGGAGCGAUGAGCGAUCUGAAUUCUGCGGUUAUCAAGGGUUCAAGCUCCAGUGCCGAGAAGGACCGAUCCCUAUUAUAACUAUAAAAGAUGAAGAAUUUUAUGUGAAUUUCUUGUAUGAAUCCGAAAGAGUGAUGAUCAUUUCUCGAAAGGAUUUAUCGGAAAAUGUUUGUCCUCCUGGUAUUGCUGAGAUUCCAAAUACAACUCUGAACGAUACUCCGUUCAGUUAUGUGCCGGAGUUUGAAAACGUAAAUCUAUUCUACAAUUGCUCAAACGAGGUUACGAAGGUACCCACUUUAUACAAAAUUCCGUGUGCUGUAAAUGGCGAACAACGGGAUGCAUUUUAUGCAACUGAUUGGCUUUUGAGCAAGUGGAACCAAGACCCCUCAGAUUGUAAUAUCCGGGUAGAAGUUCCAGUUCCAAAGGUGGCUGUUGAACAACUUAGCGGUGGGAUGGAAGCUUUUUGGAAGGUUUUGAGAGAAGGCUUUAACGUAACCUACAUGUCUGAUACAAUUCCAAUGUGCUAUGAAUGUGUGCAUUCGGGUGGGAUAUGCGGCACCAACUCUUCUACUUCCCGCUUCACUUGUCUUUGCCGUGACCAACCCUAUCCUUAUAUUUGUCCAAAAGCAAAAGGUACGCAUAACAUUGUUCAUCUAAAUAAAAAAAGUGUUUUCCACCAAAUGAUUUAUUUUUCUGCCGGAAGGGUUAGUGAAUACUAUUAG